This is a messenger RNA of Ruditapes philippinarum (Manila clam), 4938 nucleotides long. RefSeq lists its product as uncharacterized. Bases 461 to 1501 code for a protein of 346 amino acids. The transcript is spliced from 2 exons. NCBI's taxonomy places the organism in Eukaryota, Metazoa, Mollusca, Bivalvia, Venerida, Veneridae. The record is from RefSeq and is a predicted model, not a curated record.
UUUUACUACCGCACUUGUUUUAGCUUUAUUACUGAGAGAGCAUGGGCGUGUGUUGACAAACUGGCUUUUCAUUUCAUCUGGAUAAGAAUAUAGCUGGAAUACGUGUUUUUUCUUCUCUCCGUAAAAUUAAAUAUAAAUUUAAAUUGAAAAACAUAUUUGGACUUGGUACGGCAAAGUUACGGUUAAUCUUUUCCUGAAUAAUUAACAGUGGUGAACAUUAUGCUUCUUUCAAGAAAAAUAUGUUGUCAACAUAUGCCGUUUUUUGUGAAAAGAAUUACUUUAUAAUGAUUUUAACAUUUUCAAUAAGACUGAUAAAAUUCUUGUGAAAGGAUACAAAAACUGAUCUUGUUCUUUUUUGCUUUCAAACAUUUGGACUGGAUAUAAAGUUAUAAAUUUUAUUUUGUGGAGAUUAGAGACCUUGCUCAAAUUUGCAAAGAAAAGACAGAAGUGUAUUCAUAAUAUGAAUUCCAAAUUAACAUUAGCGCUGGCGCUAUUGGGCUUGAUUUUUGAGAUCGUGUUUGGUCACGGAGAUCACGGGGAUGCCGAAUCACUCUUCCAGUGGACAACAAUUGACUAUAACUGGCCUACAAGGGCUGCCAGGGACACAGCUAUAAGCACACGCAAGUAUGUUCCACUAAAUAAUGCCAUUAAUGGAAUUCGUGUAUAUGAUAAUAAAAUAUUUGUUACUGUGCCUCGUUUUGGUGAUGGCGUUCCAUCAACUUUGAACACUUUGAUUAAUGCUCACCCUCAAAAACGUUUUCUGACAAGUAGAACAGUUCUUCAACCAUAUCCGAGAUGGGACAUGCAGAAGGAGGGGAACUGUACAGCGUUUCAGAAAGUUCAAAACAUUGAAAUAGUUUCCUGGACUGAUUUUAAGGUCUUAAACGACGUGGUCCAUGUGACAAAUGGAGUGAACGGUAUUGCAAUAUCCGCUAAUUUUGAUUACGUGUAUUACAGCCCUAUUGCUGGAACAGCUCUAUAUCAAAUUCCAACAAAAAUUCUACGGAAUGCAAGUUCAGACUUUUCAGCUCAUGUCAGAAAAGUGGGCGACAAACCCUCUCAAGGAGACGGCAUGAUUAUGAGUACUAAGAAUAGUCUUUACUUUUCGGUGCUGGCUAAAAAUGCUGUUGCGAUGUGGGAGCUACACAGGGAUAUUGAAAAAUAUGGGUCAGAAGGCAAAGUAAUGAUGGAUACGUUAACUUACGAAGCAAAUGACCCAACUAUGGAAUGGGUAGACUCACUUGCUCUUGAUUCAUUCGGAUAUCUUUGGUUCACGACAAGUCGUCUGCAAUUGUAUUUGAACAAGCAGCUGACCAAUGACAGCAUCAAUUUCAGAAUUUGGCGCGCUUUUGUGCACGAGCCGAGUUAUGCAUACUUUGACAGUAGGACUCGGAGUGAGUCAAAUCAUAUCCAUAGUCAUAACUCCAGUUCGAACAUUGAAAGUCAUACUUUCGUUCAUUUCGCUCUUUUCGCAUUAUUAAUUAUGUUAAAGGUGUUAUGAUAUUCGGAUGUGUAAGGUUUUUGCCGAAAGUGGCGUGGAUGUGAUCGUUUAAAUGUGCUAGUAAAGAGAACUUUUGAAUGUUAAGAAAAUGUAGACCUGCAGUUUUGACUCCUUCUAUUUCAUGAUCAUUUUAAUGGAAGAAGACAACAAUACUGCAUAAAUUUACUAAACCUAGCUCUAACUUAUCAUUAAUAGUUUUGAUUAUUUCGCCGUAUUUUGCGAAAUGAUAUUGUUUUCAAGGUUUAAAACAGUUAUUUAAAACGGAUAUUACAAGAAAACAUUAUAUAUGAUAUGCAGCGUUAAAACAAUGACACAGAUAGCACAAUAAAUUUACUUUUUUAUUAUUGAAAAUAUUUUAAGUUGAAUAUACAACUGUAGUUGGUAAGUGAGCAUCUUUUAAAUUGUUUUAAAUUGUUUCUUUUUGUAGCCAAAUAUAUGAGGAAUAUGUUUUAGGGAGUAAUAAUAAGUUAUAAAGACUCGAUGUUGUAUAUUUCAUUUAAAAAAGACUCAUUGUUUAACAUUCAAACGUGAUAGGUGAUUUAGUGACAUUUAUUUGACCGAAGAAGUAUUUGACACAAUGGCAACGGUUUUGAUCAUUACAUUUCAAAUGUCUCGCAUUUUACCUAUAUAUUCUGACUAUUGUAAAUAUUAACAAAUAGAGGUCAUCAUUUUCGCUAUUCCACCCAACAAUAUCUUCGUAUAAAUUCGGCUACGUUCGCCAUUUUACGUAUCUAAAUUUCAAAGAGAGUGCGAUUAUAUCCUGGUCAUUCAAACUUUAGAAGACACGGAAAGUGGCGGAAAGAACCGAAUUUUUACGAGAGCUUGAUUGAUGAUUUACUUUCCUUUGUAUUAACCAUUCGGUAGGCAUACUCAGUUUUACAUUAUAUGUGUUUCGGAUACAUAGAUGUCAAUUUACACUGACAGCUUUAUUUUUUUCUUCCUCUCGUAUAUUUAUUUAUAAAUGUUGAUUAUUAUUCAUUUUUCAUAAAACGCAUUGUCAUGCAUUUUCAUUUUUUUAUAUACAUGUCAUUACCAGUGUAUGAUAUUGUUAUGUUUUCCUGUAAAAAGGCGUUCUUAACAAUGUAAAUAUGACGUACUCGGAACACUUUUACUCGACAAACUCCUGUAUAUGCGGUUGACUAUUUUCACAAUUUUCUUUAUGUUUAUUAUCUUCCGCUUUUUGUUUAGAGGAACUUUUCGGGUUUUAAGGACACAAUUCAUGCUUUUGCAUUCUUCUUUUUACAUCGCUUUAACGCCAUACAGAUCUCUUUUUAAAAUGCAUGUACGGAAAAACUUGAGGGGGAAUGUGAGGAGGAAUUAGGUCAUAGGAGAGGGCAAGAUGGCCUUUGUAGAUUCCGCGAGUUUAAAAUGCAAGCGUUGGGGUAUAUGCUCCGCGUUACGUUUGGGGCGGAACAAUAUCUUAAAAUGUGUUCAUUUGACGUUAGUUGGAUAUUGAAAGAUUAGUACUUGAUACAAUGUCCAGGCACAGUUGAGGAUCCUGCUCACCUGUGUAUAAAGUGAUACAAGUGCUUUCGAACUGAAAGAAACAUAUUUUUUUUAUUUUACAGAAAUAUAUGAUGUGGUGUAAGUUUUCACUAAUUUACACCCGCUAGUCUAACUAAAUAACACCUUUUAAAAUAAACCCAGACUAUACCAGUUCAGCGAUUUGCUGGCAUCUCGACUUCAGUACCCUAUAACCAGUGAACUGUGUUUUAAUUAAGUUCAAGACCCUUUCAAAUCCGUUAUAGUAAAUUAAAGUUUAACGCUUGCGAAAUGAGAAUAUCUACGAUAUAAUUCCAGGGAAAAUCUCAUUUAAAUACUUUUGAAAUAAAGAUUUUUUUUCUCUUUCUUUUCAAAUUUAACGGGAGAGAGACGUACAUUUGUACUUUUCUGUUUUCGUACUUUGUUACACUUGAACGUAUCAAAAUAGAUCUAUGGCAAAAUUUAAGGUUAUAAAAUAAAGAUAAAAGCUUCAAUGUAAGCAUGCAAAUCAUGAUUCGACAAACAUUUACGAUAUUUUAAUUUAUUUGAUCUGGAUUGAAUCAGGCAUGGAAUGUAUUUAUUCGUACAGAUUAACCCAAAGGGUCACUAUUUAACCCAAAGAUAUAAAUACAUCAACUCGUACAGGAAACAGCACAUCAACAAAAAGCGUCAGCAAACUGUUAAUACUUCCUUUGGUUUUGUUUAUGGCUAAAUCUGGAUCAAGAUUAAUUCGUGUGUAUUGUGCAUUUAGUUUCUGUCUAUUUUCUUUCCGAUUAUGUUUGAAAUAGAUUUUUAGGAGCUACUUUUUAUCUUUGUAUUAACGUCUUGUUGUUGUUGUUUUUUGUGUGAUGCUGCGCAAAAUCUGCGCAGUGUAACAAGGCAACUGUUCAUGUGAUUUAUUUUUUUAUUUUUGGAAGACGUGGUUUGUUAAAUGAAAGAAAGUUUAAAAGCCAAUGCAAAUGGGGAUAAAUCAUCGUCAUGUUUUGAACUGUUGAAGAAAUACUUUUUAUUUUACUUAAGGUAAUGUUUUAAAUUUGGAGAUUUUGCUUCAACUUAAGGUUAGAUAGAUUUAACAAUAAUCUAUAGAUUACUGUUUUCUUCAUAAGUUGUAAGCAUUGAUGUUUGAAGUUUAGACCCCAUUUUAACCAAACAUUUGAAAUGCCUGAUUGUAUUUCUUUUUUUAAUAUGCAUUUUUUUAAAUUCACAUAUAUGUAUUUUGUAGAUUUUAAAAAUCACAUUUGUUUCUUUCAGAUAUAGUUUUUAUUAAGUUUUGCAUAUUUAAAAUGUUGAUGUUUAAUAGCAAGUGUGAAAGAAAAGUGGUUUGAUAUCAAUUAUUUUUUAAGCUUUAAGAAAAAGUUUACAGAAGAUUGCAUCAACAUCAACAAUAUUUUCAAACAAAAUAAUAUCAAUUCAUUUUUAUCCAUUUAUCAGUCAGAAAACACUCCAUCACUUUCCGUGUCUUAUACUUGAUAAACAGGGUACGAGGUGACAAAGAUUAUCUUUUUUGUUCCUUGUCACGUUGACGCUUAUUAAUGUUCCGUAAGUGCUCCGUAAGACACGAAAAUUGACGGAGUGUUCCGAAAAUUUAGUAUGCACACACAGUGCUUUUGAACAUGAAACAAAUAUUUAUAAUUGCAAUGACUUCUCUCUUUUAACAUCAUAACCAUGUAGUCUGUCAAAAUAUUGUUGACGAUAUCUUGCUCUUCUUUAUAUUUUACGGUAGUGUAGGCACACAGAUUAUUGAAACAGAUGUUGGACAUUGCAAUAUAAAUCGUUUUUUUAUACCUGUUUUGCAUCAACAAUGUCACAUUGUCUGUGAACAUAUCGGUUUAUGACUAUAUGAAAUAUUUCAAAUUUCUUUGAUCAAACGUUGUUGUUACUGCUGCUGCUGUUGUUGUUGUUGUAAAUACUGUUGUUAUUAAGAUGAUUCAAUAAAUUAUCACUGUGCCAUUAAA